Molecule: messenger RNA, 2343 nt
Organism: Branchiostoma floridae (Florida lancelet)
Lineage: Eukaryota; Metazoa; Chordata; Leptocardii; Amphioxiformes; Branchiostomatidae
Product: protocadherin Fat 3-like
Exons: 18
Coding region: 1-2343 (780 amino acids)
Biological process (GO): homophilic cell-cell adhesion
Cellular component (GO): catenin complex; plasma membrane
Molecular function (GO): cadherin binding; calcium ion binding
Source: RefSeq, a predicted model, not a curated record
AUGUACAUAUCAGGUACACUGGUGGCCUGGGUUAUUUGCACGGACGCUGACGUGGAUACCACCAACAACGACCUCACAUACAGCAUCACAUCUGGGAACGCAGAAGGGAAAUUUGAAAUUGCUGUGUCCACAUCUGGGCAGGUAACCGUUGUGUCCGGACAGUCUCUGGACUAUGAGACCACCACCAGUUAUAUGUUGGACGUGUCCGUUACUGACGUCAGUGGUGUAGCUGUAACGGCUGAGGUGGCAGUGGUGGUGACAGGUGUGAAUGAGUUCCCGCCGACCUUCACGGCGACAUCCUACUCUGCGGAUGUUAACGAGAGCCUGCCCAUCGGCACCAUUGUGACGUUUGUGGCCGCUACAGACAGCGAUAGUGGUGUUGACGGAACUAUCAGCUACAACAUCACCUCCGGGAACGAGCUCAGCCACUUCAUCCUGGACUCGAGCUCGGGCCUCAUCUCCACCGCUGCCGUGCUGGACAGGGAGACCACGGCCUCCUACAGCCUGGUGGUCACCGCUGAUGAUGGCGGCGCGACUCUCGACACGGCCACGGUCGUCAUCACCGUCAACGACAUCAACGACAACGCGCCAGUCUGCCCAACCUUCUACAGCGUUCUGGUAUCCGACGACGCGCUGGUGAACUCCAUCAUAGAGACCGUGGUGUGUACCGACGCCGACAUCUCACCCAACAUCGCCAUGUCCUACUCCAUCGUCACGGGCAACACAAACAGCGACUUCAGCAUAGACAGCACCGGGGACGUUCGCGUGGAGAACACGCUGGAUGACGCCGUGACGGAGUUCUACACGCUGGAGGUCUGGGUCACGGACGGCACGCAGUACACCACCGUCACCUACGUCUAUGUCCAGGUGCAAGACGCCAGCACCACGGGUCUGACGUUCAUCCCCAGCAACACCUACAGCUUCAGCGUGGCGGAGAACUCUGCCGUGGGGACCGCAGUGGGGACGGUGUACGCAGGCGUGGCGGGGGGACAGAUCGCCUUCUCAGCCUCGCCUGUCGUCUCCACAGGAGGUACCGUAACGUUUGCGAUCUCCACUGCUACGGAGCAUAACGGCGCGCAGGCGAACACUCUGUUCCAGAUUUCAAACUCCAGCUCCGGGGCUAUCACGAUCCUGCUCCCUCCCACCCGUGAGACGAACGACGCCGUGCAGUUCGUGGUGAUCGCCAGCAGUGCCGGCCCGCCGCCCCUGUCCGCGGAGGCGACCAUCUUCGUGGACAUCACGGACGUGAACGACAACGCGCCAGUCUUCGGCAGCAGCUUCUACAGCGGUGAGUGCGGCACGACGAGUGACUUCGGCCAGGCGAUCGUGACGAUCAGCGCCACGGACGCGGACGAGGGGACCAGCGGGACGGUGACGUACGGGGAGUCCGCCGAGUAUCCGGAGCUGUUCGAGCUGGACACGACUACAGGAAACAUCCGCCUAGUCAUCGACCAGACGUUGGCAACUCAGACCGCCUACCUGAUGACCAUGUCGGGUACCGACGGAGGCUCCCCGGCCCUCUCGUCCCAGACCACCGUCAGAGUCGACGCCUACGACCCCUACACGACCCUGGUGGACAUCGAGCUGGCCAUGACAGAGGACGAGUUCUGGACAAACAAGGACACGUUCCUCAGCGAGGUGACCACCAUCCUGCGGACCCAGUACGCCACCGCCAGGUGUGGGCUUGCCUACAUCACCAGGAAGGACGUCUCCGUCAUCACUACCAACAGGAGGAGGCUGCUCACCACUCAGGGCGAGGUGGUAGCGCGCGUGUACGGAGUACGGAACGACAACGCGGACACCGCAGCCGGCAUCAACAACAACAAGGAGUUCUUCACGGACGCAGAGAUGCUCAGCACCAUCACAGGUUCCGGCCUGACCAUCACAGACUCCAUCACCGUCCAGGACUAUGAUGACGGCACCACCACCACCACCUGGAUACAGUACCCAGCAUCCAUCGCACUGGUCGUGCUCAGCUGCAUCUUCUUCGUUCUGGUGGUGGCGCUCAUCAUCGCGCUGGUGCUGUGGUGUCGGAGGAAGAGGGGCAAGGGGAAAGUCUCGAAGAAGGACAGUGUAAAAGACAAGCCUGAAAAGCAGCAGAGGUGGUCUUCCCCACUUAUCACUGCUGUACCAGCCAACAACGCCACCAAGCAGCCGCCCCCGAAGAGGAAAGCGGAUGUUGUGUACAUCGACAGGACCGAGUUUGACGGGGAAGCAGUGGACGAGAAGACGGGCAGGGAAUAUUACUACAACACGAAGACAGGCCAGCGGAUAUGGAAGGACGGACUGGGGGACUCCACUGCAGUACUCGUGGCCCCCGGCAGGUUCAAAUCGUUGAUGUGA